Messenger RNA from Penicillium samsonianum, 741 nucleotides. RefSeq names its product RasGEF domain-containing protein. Gene Ontology annotation, cellular component: plasma membrane. The coding region runs from base 1 to 741 and encodes 246 amino acids. Lineage: Eukaryota; Fungi; Ascomycota; Eurotiomycetes; Eurotiales; Aspergillaceae. The transcript has a single exon. Gene Ontology annotation, biological process: Ras protein signal transduction; positive regulation of GTPase activity. The record is from RefSeq and is a predicted model, not a curated record. Gene Ontology annotation, molecular function: guanyl-nucleotide exchange factor activity.
AUGUCCACCCUGUCGACAGACCUAGCUUACUUAGUGGCUGAUUCCAUUCUGUACUAUGAUGAGCCCAAGAGGCGGGCAGCCACUAUCAAGCACUGGAUCAAGAUCGCCAACAAGAGCCCGGAGCUGAACAACUAUCCCACACUCAUGGCAAUUAUCUGCUCCUUGAACUCGUCCAUAAUGUCUCGACUCAAACGAACGUGGGGAGCCGUGUCCCAGAAAACUAAGGCUACCUUGGAGCAUCUCUACAGCAUUGUUGAUUUUUCUCGGAACUACGCGGUGCUACGCCAGCAUCUGCAGAAGAAUGUGCCACCAUGUCUGUAUUUCGUCGGCACCUAUCUGACUGAUCUAACAUUUGUCGACCAUGGUAACCAGCCUCUCCACACCCUAUUUAUGGACGACGGCCAAAUGGUUGUAAUCAACUUGGACAAGCACAUAAAGACGACUCGGAUUAUUAGUGAGCUUCAGAGGUUCCAAAACCAUUACUCUCUGACCGAAGUUCCUGAGUUACCCACCUGGAUGCAGAAUGAGCUCGUGCACGUACGAUUCAACGGCGCAGUAACCAGACAGACCUUCUAUCGCCGGUUUCUGGCUUUGGAGCCGAGAGAACCCUCACGCGGCGGCAACGGCGGCAACCUCCAAUCCAGGCCCAAUUUUUCAAUUAUUGAAAAUGCCAAGAACAAGUGGAACUUUCUCUCCUGGAUACACCCGUCCAAUCCGACAUCGGUUGCGACCAAUGGCUAG